GCCACGCCCCUUUCAACGAAGGGAAAGGCGGGAAUAUUAGGCCCCUCCUCUUCCGGCCCGAGGCUCCGCCCCCUUCCCCUCAGUCGUUUCCUGAGGCGCGAGAUGGAAGUGAAAGACGGAAACGCAGCCCUGCUGAGCAACUAUGAGGUGUACCAUCUGCUGACGGACCUGAAGCAGCAGCGGCGGGAGAUGGGCAAGAGCAAGGCCAGCGCCGGGCAGCAGAACCUCCACACCAUCAUGUACGAGACCCUGAAGUGCAUCUCCAAGACGCCCUGCAAGUUCCAGAGCCCACAAGUGGUCAGCGACUUCCUCGCAGCCCUGAAGAAUCACAAGUUGACCAAGGCGGAGAAGCUGCAGCUCCUCAACCACCGGCCCGUCACUGCCGUCGAGAUCCAGCUGAUGGUGGAGGAGAGCGAGGAGCGGCUGACGGAGGAACAAAUCGAGUCCCUCCUGCGGACGGUGACCGGCAUCCUCCCCGGAGACCCCGCCAAGGAGACCCCGACAGACAUCCCCAUGGAGGAGGACCCUCGUCAAGCGUGAGCCGGACCCGGCAUUGGGUCGCUGGGACAAUUGGGGGGGAAAUUCCCACUGGUUUUAUUAUUAUUGUGUAUUUUUUCCCCAAUGUUAUUCUAUACAAGUGGCAAACAAAAAAGAGCACCCACCGAACGUCCCCAUUGAGGAAGACACUGGUCAGGCCAUCACUGGGUCGCUAGGACAAUUGGGGAGAAAUUCCCAUUGUUAUUAUUAUUGUUGCUAUUUUAUAUUAUUCCCAAUGUUAUUGUAUACAAUUGGCAAACAAAAAAGAGCGCCCACCGAACGUCCCCAUUGAGGAAGACACUGGUUAGGCCAUCAUUGGGUCUCUAGGACAAUUGGGGAGAAUUUCCCACUAUUAUUAUUAUUAUUAUUAUUAUUGUGUAUUUUCCCCAAUGUUAUUGUAUACAAGUGGCAAACAAAAAAGAGCGCCCACCGAACGUCCCCAUUGAGGAAGACACUGGUUAGGCCAUCAUUGGGUCUCUAGGACAAUUGGGGAGAAUUUCCCACUAUUAUUAUUAUUAUUAUUAUUAUUAUUGUGUAUUUUCCCCAAUGUUAUUGUAUACAAGUGGCAAACAAAAAAGAGCACCCACCGAACGUCCCCAUUGAGGAAGACGCCGGUUAGGCCAUCAUUGGGUCUCUAGGACAAUUGGGGAGAAUUUCCCACUAUUAUUAUUAUUGUUGCUAUUUUGUAUUAUUCCCAAUGUUAUUGUAUACAAGUGGCAAACAAAAAAGAGCACCCACCGAACGUCCCCAUUGAGGAAGACACUGGUCAGGCCAUCAUUGGGUCGCUAGGACAAUUGGGAAGAAAUUCCCAUUGUUAUUAUUAUUGUUGCUAUUUUAUAUUAUUCCCAAUGUUAUUGUAUACAAGUGGCAAACAAAAAAGAGCACCCACCGAACGUCCCCAUUGAGGAAGACGCCGGUUAGGCCAUCAUUGGGUCUCUAGGACAAUUGGGGAGAAUUUCCCACUAUUAUUAUUAUUGUUGCUAUUUUGUAUUAUUCCCAAUGUUAUUGUAUACAAGUGGCAAACAAAAAAGAGCACCCACCGAACGUCCCCAUUGAGGAAGACACUGGUCAGGCCAUCCUUGGGUCGCUAGGACAAUUGGGAAGAAAUUCCCAUUGUUAUUAUUAUUGUUGCUAUUUUAUAUUAUUCCCAAUGUUAUUGUAUACAAGUGGCAAACAAAAAAGAGCACCCACCGAACGUCCCCAUUGAGGAAGACACUGGUCAGGCCAUCCUUGGGUCGCUAGGACAAUUGGGGAGAAAUUCCCAUUGUUAUUAUUAUUGUUGCUAUUUUGUAUUAUUCCCAAUGUUAUUGUAUACAAGUGGCAAACAAAAAAGAGCACCCACCGAACGUCCCCAUUGAGGAAGACACUGGUUAGGCCAUCAUUGGGUCUCUGGGACAAUUGGGAAGAAAUUCCCAUUGUUAUUAUUAUUGUUGCUAUUUUAUAUUAUUCCCAAUGUUAUUGUAUACAAGUGGCAAACAAAAAAGAGCACCCACCGAACGUCCCCAUUGAGGAAGACACUGGUUAGGCCAUCAUUGGGUCUCUGGGACAAUUGGGAAGAAAUUCCCAUUGUUAUUAUUAUUGUUGCUAUUUUGUAUUAUUCCCAAUGUUAUUGUAUACAAGUGGCAAACAAAAAAGAGCACCCACCGAACGUCCCCAUUGAGGAAGACACUGGUUAGGCCAUCAUUGGGUCUCUGGGACAAUUGGGAAGAAAUUCCCAUUGUUAUUAUUAUUGUUGCUAUUUUGUAUUAUUCCCAAUGUUAUUGUAUACAAGUGGCAAACAAAAAAGAGCACCCACCGAACGUCCCCAUUGAGGAAGACACUGGUUAGGCCAUCAUUGGGUCUCUGGGACAAUUGGGAAGAAAUUCCCAUUGUUAUUAUUAUUGUUGCUAUUUUGUAUUAUUCCCAAUGUUAUUGUAUACAAGUGGCAAACAAAAAAGAGCACCCACCGAACGUCCCCAUUGAGGAAGACACUGGUUAGGCCAUCAUUGGGUCUCUGGGACAAUUGGGAAGAAAUUCCCAUUGUUAUUAUUAUUGUUGCUAUUUUGUAUUAUUCCCAAUGUUAUUGUAUACAAGUGGCAAACAAAAAAGAGCACCCACCGAACGUCCCCAUUGAGGAAGACACUGGUCAGGCCAUCAUUGGGUCGCUAGGACAAUUGGGGAGAAAUUCCCAUUGUUAUUAUUAUUGUUGCUAUUUUGUAUUAUUCCCAAUGUUAUUGUAUACAAUUGGCAAACAAAAAAGAGCACCCACCGAACGUCCCCAUUGAGGAAGACGCUGGUUAGGCCAUCAUUGGGUCUCUAGGACAAUUGGGGAGAAUUUCCCACUAUUAUUAUUAUUAUUGUUGCUAUUGUGUAUUAUUCCCAAUGUUAUUGUAUACAAGUGGCAAACAAAAAAGAGCACCCACCGAACGUCCCCAUUGAGGAAGACACUGGUCAGGCCAUCAUUGGGUCUCUGGGACAAUUGGGGAGAAAUUCCCACUGUUAUUAUUAUUAUUAUUAUUAUUAUUAUUAUUAUUAUUAUUAUUAUUGUGUAUUUUCCCCAAUGUUAUUGUAUACAAGUGGUAAACAAAAAAGAGCACCCACCGAACGUCCCCAUUGAGGAAGACACUGGUCAGGCCAUCAUUGGGUCUCUGGGACAAUUGGGGAGAAAUUCCCACUGUUAUUAUUAUUAUUAUUAUUAUUAUUAUUAUUAUUAUUAUUAUUAUUGUGUAUUUUCCCCAAUGUUAUUGUAUACAAUUGGCAAACAAAAAAGAGCACCCACCGAACGUCCCCAUUGAGGAAGACACUGGUCAGGCCAUCAUUGGGUCGCUAGGACAAUUGGGGAGAAUUUCCCACUGUUAUUAUUAUUAUUAUUAUUAUUAUUAUUAUUAUUAUUGUGUAUUUUCCCCAAUGUUAUUGCAUACAAACAAACAACAGAUGUUGUGUUGUCGGAGGCUUUCACAAAAGUGGUAUUUCCAUGCUGUAAUUGUGUUGCCUGACUGCAACAUGCCCAGUGGAUAAUGGAUAUUAUUGAUAUAAUAAUAAAAUUAUAUACUGUAA
Messenger RNA from Anolis carolinensis (green anole), 3573 nucleotides. It is a transcript of the gene crcp, whose product is annotated as CGRP receptor component. Gene Ontology annotation, molecular function: nucleotide binding. Gene Ontology annotation, cellular component: RNA polymerase III complex. The transcript has 6 exons. The record is from RefSeq and is a predicted model, not a curated record. The coding region runs from base 103 to 540 and encodes 145 amino acids. Gene Ontology annotation, biological process: transcription initiation at RNA polymerase III promoter. Lineage: Eukaryota; Metazoa; Chordata; Lepidosauria; Squamata; Anolidae.